AAAGUUUACAUCCUCCUCCCUCCGUACAAAAUUUCCACCGUUACUACAUCGUCACAAAAAAUGCUCUGAGGAUAUUCCUGGGCGAAAACACUUGGAACAUUUGAUAAGGCAAAACCAAAGAAUCCGUGUGUUGGAGUUUUAGUGUAGGACGCCAGUCAGUGAGGCACUCGGACGCCCCUAACCGUUCUCAUUAUUUAAAGAUUAUGAAAAGCAAUAGACGAAGGAAGGACGGAAGGAGAAGCCGAGAAGGAGAAGGAGAAGGAGUCCCAAACGGAAGAGGAUAAUGUCACAACUUCUGUUUGCUAGCGCUAUGUAAUUCAAAGAAGAAAGAAAGAAAGGGGAGAAUAGUUCUCAUGUUCAUGGUUUCGCAUUCAAUAGACCUAACUAAUUAACUACAAAUAAAUUCAAUACCACAAACUUCUUCUACUUCCCCAACUCCUCUUCUUCAAAUCACAAAAAUGCCACUACCACAGGACCUCACUCCCCACCAACAAUCCCACUGUUUCCUCAAUUUCCCUUCCGAUUUCUCUUCCCUCACCGCGCCACCGCCCGGGGGAUUGUUCCUCGAACCCGCAACUCCAGAUUCCUUCCUCCGCCUGCUUCCCGCCGCCUCGAUUCGUGCCGAAUUGAAUCCCUCGCCGCCACGCCGGAGGCUUAAGGCGGCAGUAGCUGCUAGCUGCUUCUUGUCGGUGAGCUUGCCGAGUGCUAAACUCGUGGUGCCGAAUGGGGACAACGGCUCCGACAAGGAGACAAGUUCGGAGGAGGGUGUUGUUGAGGUACAACACAAGGUUAGGACGGUACGAGGAGGCAAUGCCGUCAACAACACCACUAAGCAUCUAUGGGCUGGUGCCGUAGCUGCCAUGGUUUCUAGAACUUGUGUUGCUCCACUUGAAAGACUUAAGCUGGAGUAUAUAGUUCGCGGGGAGAAGAAGAAUAUCGUUGAGCUUGUGAGAAAGAUAGCCACUUCUCAGGGUCUGAGGGGCUUUUGGAAGGGGAACCUUGUAAAUAUUCUGCGGACGGCUCCAUUCAAGGCAGUGAAUUUUUGUGCUUAUGAUACAUAUAGGAAGCAGCUCCUUAGAUUCUCCGGAAAUGAGGAAACUACCAAUUUUGAGAGGUUUAUUGCUGGUGCUGCUGCUGGAAUUACUGCUACCAUUAUUUGCCUUCCACUUGACACAAUCCGGACCAAGUUGGUGGCACCUGGUGGGGAAGCUUUGGGUGGUGUUAUUGGUGCUUUCCAAUACAUGAUUCGGACUGAAGGCUUCUUUUCUCUCUACAAGGGUUUGGUACCGUCAAUUAUAAGUAUGGCUCCUUCUGGUGCAGUUUUUUAUGGUGUAUAUGAUAUACUCAAAUCAGCUUAUUUGCAUUCACCCAAAGGAAGGAAGCGAAUCCAGAAUUUGCACAAACAGGGUAAGGAAUUGAGUGCAUUGGAUCAGCUUGAGUUAGGACCAGUAAGGACGCUGUUGUAUGGUGCUAUUGCCGGUGCUUGUGCAGAAGCUGCUACAUAUCCAUUCGAAGUGGUAAGGAGGCAGCUUCAAUUGCAAGUCCAGUCUACCCGUUUAAGUUCUUUUGCAACUUGUGCCAAAAUAGUGGAACAUGGAGGCAUUCAAGCUCUGUAUGCAGGACUUAUUCCCAGCUUACUCCAGGUACUUCCUUCAGCAUCAAUCAGUUACUUUGUCUAUGAGUUCAUGAAGAUUGUUCUCAAAGUGGAGUAGCCAAUGAAUAGAUUAUUAUCAGUUAUACACUGAUGAGAAGUUGUAGCAUCAUAUGUUUUAUAGGUCCGCACUUAAUAUAGGUGCAGAAUGGUAGCGGUUGACUUCACUUGGCAAUCAUAUUUGAUGUCUGCCUUUGAAGGUUCAAAGCAUAAUUCGGGUCUGCAAUCCCUUUUACAAUUGUUCACAAUUCAUGUAUUUCCCACAGGAAAAUUUUGGACGGAUUCCAUAAUCAAUCAAAUCUACCAAGGCUUCAGUUUUACAAAAAAAAAAAAUGUUUGAUUAGUGACUGCUUGAUCUUGACUUCAAUUCUUAUUCGCCCUGUACUCUUGUUUCAUUUAUUUAUUUUUAAAUCAUUAUCAUGGAGCAUAAUAGCACCCAAGCAACCUUCUGAAAAAGGAUCUAAUAUCAAUCUCCUCCCUCUAGGUUGUAACUUUUACAAUCUUCCAUAUGCUGGAUUACGCCUUAUUAGGGUGUGUGGUUUUGUUUUUGUCGAAUUAAUUUCAAUGUAAUGUAGUAAUUUAUACUAUACUAGUGGGAUGUUGAAGUAUCAA
This is a messenger RNA of Arachis ipaensis, 2263 nucleotides long. RefSeq names its product putative mitochondrial adenine nucleotide transporter BTL3. The record is from RefSeq and is a predicted model, not a curated record. Lineage: Eukaryota; Viridiplantae; Streptophyta; Magnoliopsida; Fabales; Fabaceae. Gene Ontology annotation, biological process: transmembrane transport.